This is a messenger RNA of Encephalitozoon intestinalis ATCC 50506, 588 nucleotides long. Its product is annotated as cdk activating kinase-like protein. The transcript has a single exon. NCBI's taxonomy places the organism in Eukaryota, Fungi, Microsporidia, Unikaryonidae. The record is from RefSeq and is a predicted model, not a curated record. The coding region runs from base 1 to 588 and encodes 195 amino acids.
AUGGAAUCCAUGCUCAAAAACGAUAUUGCCGAAGGAAACAAAACAAUCCUGAAUCUUUCAAAGCUCCUCUCGAUCCCAUAUAGAUCCAAGAUAAUAUCCCAGAUAAUAUUCCAGCAGACAUAUCCAAAGCUCUUCAGGAAGGAGAGCUACAACAUAGUUGUUCUUGUCUGUGUUUACUUGGCAUCCAAAAUCAACGAAACGUUAAUAAAGCUGGAAGCCAUUCUUGAGGCAAUGCCCAGAGCCACACAUGCGGGCACAAUUCCCCCCAGGGAGCGUCUUAUAGCCAUUGAGUGCAAGGUGAUCGAGCUUAUCGAGUUCCAGUUCAACAUUAGGCCUGCUCAAUUCUUCCUUUUGAGGAUUGGGAAGACACUGAAUGUAGAUGUCUUAAAGAAGCUUGUUGUUUUGGACGAGGUGCAUGGAGAUGGAAGAGUAAAUCUCAUCAAAUACUUCAAUGGGGUGUAUGAGCCGGAAAUGGUUGCAUUGAGUGUUCUAGACGAUGAGGAACUUAGUCUCUUUGAAUGCUUUUUUGGAGUGAGGGUGAACAGGGCGUUGGUUGAGGAAAUAAAGUCGGUCGUAUUAAAGAAAUGA